AUGACCCUAAAAUCAUACGAAGAACGAAUCCAUUACCGCGUCGCGAUGCGGGCGUUCUCGGCUUCGAACGCCCAGUACGAGCGUGUUAAUGAUAACUUGCAAUUGAACGAGAAGUUCAGUUCUGGGUUUAGUGGGAUGGUUCAGCUGCCUCAGGGUGGGCAGGUCGCUGCUACUGCUGCUACUCGUGACCAGACGAAGUUCAGUACUCAUGCACAUGAGCAGGCGAAGUUCAGAACUGGACGAGUCAGAUCGUUUGCUGAACCUGUGCCCUUCCGGCCUGUCGCUUCCCCGCCUAUCGACUCUGGACGUGCUCGUAAUCACCCCACUGUCUCUCGCAGCCAGCCAGCUACCUCUCUUAACCAACCCGCCGUCUCUCGCAAUCAGCCAGCUGCUGCCCAUGAUCACACUGCUGCUCAUAACCACCCGGCCACGCUCGAGAGCCUGGUUGACAUAGAUAUGAGCAGCACGCUUGCGAAGAGGGGGAGUGCGAGUUCUGCUGGGACCAGAACUACGGUUUCUGCGAGUACGACGACGAUGGAGAGUUAUGCGACUGCGAAUACGACGGCGACGGUGGGGAGUUAUGCGACUGCGAAUACGAGUGCGAGUACGGAUACGACGAGGGGUACGAAUACGAGCGGGACUACGAACACCAGGACUAUGAAUACGACAAGGACUUUGACUAGGACAGGCACUACGAAUACGACGAGUACAGCAGACGAACUGAUAUCCGCGCACAUCCCCACUAUCCGGCCUGUUACUUCGAGUCCUGUGCCUCAGGUUCAGACCCUUAACCGACGGGGUGGUCUGAAUCAGGCUGCUGGUUCGUAUUCGUACGGUGGUGCUAGAGCUAAGCUGAGGGGGAGGGCGAGAGUGUCUUUUGGUGGGAGUCUGGUAGCCUCUGAGUCGAAGCAGGAUGGGGGGCAGGGAAAAGCGAUUGGUGGGGAGGUCGUAGAGAACGGUCGAGAGGUUGUGAAAGACGGUGGGCAGGUCGCAAAGAAUGGUGGACAAGCCAUAACGAGCGGACAACCCAAAACGAAGCAAUCCUCCCCGCUCCGCCUCGUCACCCCCGGACCAUCGAACGAAAGUCUCGAGGAUAGUGACUGCGGGUACCGCGCGUCUUCGGAGAUGUGUAGGGAGAGCGUGGCGUCGGCUGGGACUCAGGCUGAGGUUGGAUCCAGCUCUACUCCCGAGAGUGGUAUUACAGUGUCGGGUGGUAGAGGUGGUAGCCAGGAACAAGGGAACGCGGGUCAGGGGAAUGGUUACGCAGCGCCUCUGGGGUACUCGAAGCGCAGGCCUACCACUCCGAACGUCAAUUCGAAUGGGAGGACGCGUUGUGGUGGGGGGAUUGGGACUGACCAGGUGGACUACAAGGUAAACGUUAUUGAGGAUAGGAGGGCGUCGAUCAGGCCUAUCACGUCGCCCAAUUCGAAGGUUCAGGAUUGCGGCGCUGCGUCCAAAACUGCUGCCGGUGUUCCUCCUACGACAACGAGGUCGAACUCGAAUUCAUCCGACCCCUUCUCUUCCUCUUCUCCCGACCACACUCCAAAUGGUACCCUAUCCCAGUCCCACCCGAACUCCCCCUCGCAAAAGUUCCCUCCCGCUGUCCGGCCCUGCACACAGGGCUCCAUCCGUCAGCCCAUAAUCCAACCCCUCGCCCUCCAGCCCCGGUUCACCUCCUCCCUCUCCUCCUCCUCCGCCCUCGAACUAGUCGACGAGCUCCUCGAAGAACGAAGCGACUGCCUCCGCCUCGCUCAACUCAACAAAGCGUAUAUAAGGGAGAUAGAUUGCCAGUUGUUUAGGCUUAAGGAGUUGUUGGAGCGGAAGGGGUAUGCGUAUGGGUUGUUUAGGCUUGAGAGGGAGUUGGAGGAUGUUGGUCUGGAUAUCAACACCCAGCAAACGCCCAACAACCCAGACCACAGACGGCGACAUACAACAGACGAACGCGAGAUAAGCCCUAUCAAAGGCCAGGAUAACCCCGACCUCUUAUUCCAGAAACGACGUGGUUAUUCGAGGCUGGUGGAUGAAGCUAUGACUGAAGUCAUGUUCCUCGACGCCCACCUUUUCAAGCUGAAGCGCCAUUUUGAGAGGAAGGGGUACGCGUUUGAGUUGUUUGUGUUGAAGCGUAGGCUUGAAGAUGAAGGGAUCAACCUGCCGUUUCGAGCUGUGCAGGUUCCUGGGGAGGACGAGGAGGAGAUUCAGAGACUCUGUGAAUGGUGA
Molecule: messenger RNA, 2217 nt
Organism: Coprinopsis cinerea okayama7#130
Lineage: Eukaryota; Fungi; Basidiomycota; Agaricomycetes; Agaricales; Psathyrellaceae
Exons: 3
Coding region: 1-2217 (738 amino acids)
Source: RefSeq, a predicted model, not a curated record